GUGUGCCGUGAACGGUGAGGAAUACGCGAAGUGUUGCGUGGAGGAGCUCAUCUUUUGGCAUGUCGAUAGCAAUGUUGUCAUUUCAACAUCACUUUAGUUGUGUCUCCCGAUGGGACAAGACGUAAAGUUUGCACUGGCCGAACACAAUUUUCAUUUGACUUGCAAUUCUUCCGGUGGGCAAGUGUUAUUGUUUGCUCGCAUCAACAUUGCAAUAUAUCGAUUGUGACCCUCCGCGCGCUUCUGGGGAGAAAGUGAACAUUUUGUGCGCGAAGACAGAGAGCGAGAGAAGAGUUUUUUUUUUGAGAGCGCGCAGUGCCAGAGACAAAGAAAAACCGGAAAGAAUGAUAAAAAAGAGUGUUUUGUAAUAUAUAACUUUUUAGAGAUUAUAUACUGUGUGUGUUACGGUAUAAUUUUUAUUGCUUUUUGAUAAAAUUUUGUCUCUGACUCACGCAAAGAGGACACUCGAGAUGAAGAUCCUCGUGAACAUGCCAAAUGGAACAACAACACUCUGUGUUGACAUCGACCAGAAGGCGAUAGCUCAAGAGUGUCUGGAGAAGGUAUGGCGAGAUUUGGGCAUUGUGUGUGAGACGGAAUACUUUGGACUCUUGGUCCACAAUCGCCGAGCAUCUGUGGCCACGAUUGAUGCCAGCGGACAGAUUCCGGGCAGUCCGGUGGAUGGGGAGUCGCGCAACAGGCACUGGAUCAACUUGAGGAAUCCCCUCGGCAGGCACAGCAUCGAGGGGAAUCUGCACAGUCUGGCGUUGCGGGUGAAGUUCUGGGUGCCUGUGCACAUAAUCCUGCAGGAGAGUGUGCGGAAUCUCUUCUACAUGCAGGCACGGCAGGAUUUGCUUGAGAAUCGCCUCUUGGCGUCCAAUUGGAGCAAUGCUGCCCUCCUGGCGGCACUCUUCGCCCAGGCGGAUGGCGUGAAGUACACAGAAGUCGCUCAGGCGUCACGAGGAGUGGCCCAGAUGGGCGGCGAGAGGAAGGAGCAGCAGCGCCGCGGAUCGAAGAGGAAGUGCUCCGAGACGCCAGACGUGGUGACGCAGGCCAAGAGAUGCGAUUCCCAGACGCCUUACGAGGUGUACUACAGCAUAAGGCCGCUGGUGGAGUCACAGCAAAUGCCGAGGGAUUUUGCAGCGAUGAUUCGGCAAGAGCAUGCCAAAUUGGCAAAGUUGUCCGCCAAGUCGGCCAAGUACUGGCUUCUGGCGGAGAUUUCGAAGCUCGAGGGCUUCGGUGAGGAGAUCUUUCACGUGCCGAAGAGUGAAUUUGGCACGCAGAUGCAAAUGGACAUCGCCGUGGGGCCACACGGACUUGUGAUCUACACUGUGGGGAAUGAGAAGAGAGAGAUUCCCUACAGCGCCGUGGAGUCGGUGAAGUCUAAGGGCAGGAGCUUCAGGCUACGCUACCUCUCGCAUGAUCACACCAGCACGGAGCUGGACCUAAAGAUGCCCUGCCACAGGACGGCUCACGGGCUGUAUCGUGCCAUCACGGAGAAGCAUGCAUUUUACUCGUGCGAGACGGUCGGCAGUGCGGUGCAAACGCAGUUCAUCAGAGAUCUCAAGGGGACAAUUGUGUCCAUGUUCAAUGAGGACACGGAGCUGGGCAAAAGGUAUGUCUUCGACAUCCAGAGGACUUGCCGCGAGGUGUACGACAACGCCAGGCGGGUGCUGCACUCCCAGGGAGUGGACGUGGGCUGUGUAGAGGACGAGGAGAGUCAGCCGGACGAUCUGGACAGCAGAUUGCGAGCGGUGGCGACAGAUGUGAGCGCUGUUCUGGCGGAGCAGGAAGCGAAACGAGGGCAGAUGGAGAAGAUGGUGUCCGAUCGCAUCUCUGAGGCCUUCACGUGUCGCGUGUGCAUGGACAAGGCGAUCGACACGAUGUUUGCGCCCUGCGGACAUGUCGCCUGUUGCAGGAUUUGUGCAGAAAUGUGUGAUGGAUGUCCUCUCUGCCGCUCAACAAUUGACAGGAUCAACAGGAUCUUCCUGCCAGCCGAGCUCAGGCCGAGUGCAUAAAGAAGGAGAGGAGAAAACCCGAUGACGAUGAUGAAGAGCGAUGUUUUUGCUACAAAUCUGACGAGAGAUGAAAAUGUGAUGAUUAGGUAGAAACUACUUGAUAUUUAUUUUGUAGAGAGCAGAAAAGAAUCGUGAUUUUUUCUAGUGCUUGCAAUUAUAAUGAAUUCCUGCUAAAGUUUCACUUUGAAUUGUGCAUCAAUGCAACUUUUGUAUAUAAUCCAAAACCUUUUACACAGUAUUGAUACGUAAGUGCAUUAACUUGUUUUCUUGUUGCAUAGAGAAGAGAAAGAGAGAGA
Molecule: messenger RNA, 2308 nt
Organism: Phlebotomus argentipes
Lineage: Eukaryota; Metazoa; Arthropoda; Insecta; Diptera; Psychodidae
Gene: dnr1
Product: E3 ubiquitin-protein ligase MYLIP
Exons: 4
Coding region: 468-2012 (514 amino acids)
Biological process (GO): ubiquitin-dependent protein catabolic process
Cellular component (GO): cytoskeleton
Molecular function (GO): ubiquitin-protein transferase activity
Source: RefSeq, a predicted model, not a curated record